AUGAGAAAGGGGCAGGGACGAGGGUCCGCAGCUGGUGCAAAGACGCAACAACGGGAUGGACCAGUAGGUGCGGAGCACCCUGCUGGUCCAGCAACGUCAAGAGAAUUUGUAGGCCUCUUGAUGAAGGUUGAUCCCAACACACAAACAUUGUGCGUUGCUGCUCUAGGUAAUGAGGUCUCACUCAUUACCUUGAAACUCGAAGUGACGAAUAAGUUGUUACUUCGAGCUCUAGUCGAUUGUGGGGCGUCCAACAAUUUUGUGCGACGCCAAUCGCUAGAAGAUGGUCACUUUGAGUUCAGUGAAUGUGACACACCUCCUACGAGGAUGACGGUACGUCUUGCGACAGGCGCAUCCGUAACCGUCAUGAAGCGUAUAGUGAAGAUCCACUAUACGAUAGAAGAUACCCAAUAUGACGAUGACUUUAUCGUAUUGGAUUUGGAUGACAAAUUUGAUGUCAUCCUUGGAAUACCGUGGCUCAGAAGGUACGAACCACGGGUAAACUGGCAACAUCGGACAGUAACGAUGCCUGCCGCUUGUUCAUCAGAUGGCCAUCUGAUGAACGUUUUGGAGCGUCCACAAGCGUGUGGGUGUACUACGAGUGAGUGCGAUGGCCUCACUUGUGGUACGGUCGUUAGUACGACUGCACAAAACCUUAGUGUACCAAACGGUUACACUUCGGAGCAAAGUUCCGGCGGCUGUGAGGAAACACAGGCUGCGCCGAAGGUCCACCACUCGAAUAAGUCGGGUGGACUGGGACAAAGAUGUAUCCCUAGCGGGGAACAUCUAGAAGAGAAACAAUCGAUCGCUCAGGUUAAGCGAAACGAUAAUCCUAGAUCGACUGGAGAGUCUUUCGUAGAGGAUCUCGCUGUGGUUGCGCAACCCCAGCUAGAGGAAGUAAAGGGAAUAAGUCCCAAGAUUACAAAUACGGCGGAAAUAAGUUCCCCGAAACCCGCGGGAAUAAGUCCCCGGGAAGCCGAAGGAAUAAGUCCUUCGAAGCCUGAGGGAAUAAGUCCCCAGGAAAUGACAGAGACAUUGAAUGUCAUAGUCAAUGACGGAUCAAGUGUAGGCGCUUAUACACUUGAUCUGAUUGCGCCUCCGAAGUUGACUUCGGAGAUCAAUCAGUUGCCAACGCUCGAACAUAAAAGGUUCUUGCGUGAUCUGCGUAGUGGCAAAGUCAAGAAGAUCUGCGUACUCGUCGCUGACGACGAGUGUGUAACCGACAUAAGGUCAGCAACAGUGUUCACUGAGAACGAGAGAGUUCUCAGUAGUUCAUCUAUGGACGAGAGUGUCCUAGAUGAAAAGACACGAGUUGAGCGAUAUGACUCCCAAUCGUGGGAAUCGCUCAAGACAAAUCCUCUCUAUGAAGAUUUGGUUGAAUUCGAGGAUGUAUUCCCUGAAACUGUUCCGUGCGAAUUACCGAAGGAUAAAGGUAUUCGACACGAGGUCGAGCUUAAACCAGGAUCGAAGUACUGUGUCAUGAAGCAGUGGCCACUGCCUCGUGAACAAGUACUUGCGAUCGACAAGUUCUUUGCCGAUCGUUUAGCUGCGGGCCAUAUGAGGGAAUCAACUUCCCCACAUAGCUCUCCGACCUUCUGUGUGCGAAAAGCAACAGGAGGGUGGCGGAUAGUGCAUGCAUUUAACAAGUUGAAUGCUGCAACGGUACCGGCUCAGACGCCGAUACCGAGGAAGGACGUAAUCAUUGAUGGUAUGUCAAAGAGUACCAUCUUUUCGUCCAUGGAUUUGAUGAAUGGCUUCUAUCGAAUCCUUAUGCGAGAAUGGGAUAUACCCUAUACCGCAGUUAGCACACCUAGCGGCAUGCUCUGGGAAUGGCUAGUAAUGCCACAAGGGUUAGUAAUGCCCAUGCCACGUUCAACAGAUGUGAUACACAUCUGUUGA
Molecule: messenger RNA, 1896 nt
Organism: Peronospora matthiolae
Lineage: Eukaryota; Oomycota; Peronosporomycetes; Peronosporales; Peronosporaceae
Source: the annotation of a GenBank genome assembly